Menidia menidia (Atlantic silverside) is the source of this 4807-nucleotide messenger RNA. The record is from the annotation of a GenBank genome assembly. Lineage: Eukaryota; Metazoa; Chordata; Actinopteri; Atheriniformes; Atherinopsidae.
GUCGUCUUUGAGGCGAUCGUUUCCGAGGAACGACAGGGCUACAUUGCCUUGGACGACAUUGUGCUGCUCAAUUACCCCUGUUACAAGGUGGCUCAUUUCUCUCGGCUGGGUGAUGUGGAGGUGAACGCUGGGCAGAAUGCCUCAUUUCAGUGUGUCGCCACAGGCAAAGUCUCUGAGGUGGAACCGUUCCUACUGGAGCGGAGAAACGGCUUGGUGCUUGACACAUCCUCGCUGUCACGAUUGAGCCACAAGCGGCUGAUGGCAACUUUCCAAGUGGAGGCUCAGCGUGGGGAGCAGGACCUCUAUCGUUGCAUCACCUUUUCACCAAGAGGAGCAGCUGUUUCCAACUUUGGAGAACUCAUCGUCAGAGUGCCCCCAACGCCAAUUGCUCCCCCCCAGCUAUUGCGGGCAGGUCCCACCUAUCUGAUCAUUCAGCUCAACACCAACUCUAUUGUCGGGGAUGGACCAGUCAUUCGCCGGGAAAUCACGUACCGGGCUAGCCAGUCCACACUGACCGAGACUCAUGGUGUGGGCUCGCUUACUUAUAAGGUUUGGCACCUGGAGCCAGACACAGAAUACCGCAUCAGUGUCCUACUCACCCGGCCCGGAGAAGGGGGCACCGGGGCACCUGGGCCCCCGCUGCCCAUGCGUGCCUUGCGGGGCCUUACGGCCAGCGACAUCCAGCCUCGGCAGCUGGCCCUCCAGUGGGAGGCCCUCGGCUACAACCUCACCCGCUGCCACACCUACACUUUAAACCUCUGCUACCACUACUCCAUGCCAACGGGGGGCAGCGGAGGCAACAACGCCACUGUCAGAGAGUGCCUGUCGGUGGAUUACAACACUUCACAUUACAUCCUGAGGGACCUGCCGCCCUUUCGGAUGGUCCAUGUGCGCCUGGCACUGGCCAACCCAGAAGGCAAAAAAGAGAGUAGAGAGGUCACCUUUCAAACGGAGGAGGACAUUCCCGGUGGCAUCGCUCCAGAGUCUCUGACCUUCACUCCACUUGAUGACAUGAUCUUUCUCAAGUGGGAGGAGCCCGUAGAGCCAAACGGGCUUAUCACUCAGUACGAGAUCAGCUACCAGAGUAUUGAGUCCUCAGACCCGGUUGUUAAUGUGCCCGGUCCCCGUCGUACUGUGUCCAAGCUAAGAAACGAGACCUACCACAUGUUCUCGGGUCUGCAUCCUGGAACUACCUACCUGGUGUCUGUCCGUGCCCGGACUGCCAAGGGCUUUGGCCAGACAGCUCUCACUGAGAUCACCACCAACAUCUCCGACAUCCCUUCUCCGCUGAGUGAAUCUGAGAGCACCAUCACCGUGCUACUGCGUCCAGCCCUUGGGAGAGGAGCUCCUGUCAGUGCCUACCAAGUGGUGGUGGUGGAGGAAGAUGGUUCCCGGCAGAUGAGGAGGAGGGAGGUGGGCACUGUGGACUGUUUUCCCACUCCAAACUCACACAACGAGGCCCAGGCCAAAGGGGCGCCACAUUACUACACAGCAGAGCUGGCACCCAGCAGUCUGCCAGAGGCCACACCUUUCACAGUGGGAGAUAAUCACACCUACAAUGGCUAUUGGAACAGUCCUCUGGACCCCACCAAGAACUACCUUGUCUACUUCCAAGCCACCAGCAACUUCAGAGGGGAGACCAGAAUAAAUUGCAUUCGGAUCGCCCGCAAAGCUGCCUGUAAAGAUGCCAAGAGGGCUUUGGAGGUAUCCCAAAAUGCAGAGGACAUGGGUUUGAUCCUGGGUGCCUGCGCCGGAGGUCUUGUUGUUCUCAUUUUGCUGCUGGGAGCCAUUGUCAUCAUUGUCAAAAAAGGUAGGAAGAAGGUGGCCAUAAACAAGGCGGCCAUGUCCUACAGGCAGGAGAAGAGUCGGAAGCUGAGCUCUUUAGACUGCAGCAUGACAGAGCAGAGCACUCUGCAGCAGGAUGAGAGGAUGGCCCACUCCUUCAUGGAUGCCCACGGCUGCAACGCUCGCAAUGAGCAGCGCAGCUCUGUCAACGAGUCCAGCAGCUUACUGGGAGGCUCACCCCAGCGUCAGAGUCGGAGGAAGAGCUCGCCCUAUCACACAGGCCAGCUCCACCCUGCUGUAAGGGUGGCUGACCUCCUCCAACAUAUCAACCAGAUGAAGACAGCCGAAGGAUAUGGCUUCAAACAGGAGUAUGAGAGUUUCUUUGAUGGCUGGGAUGUCACCAAAAAGAAAGACAAGACCAAAGGAAGGCAUGACAGCUUGCUCAGUCAUGAUCGCCAUCGAGUCAAGCUCCACUCGCUGCUUGCGGACCCCAGCUCUGAUUAUGUCAAUGCCAACUACAUCGAUGGUUACCAGCGAUCAAACCACUUCAUCGCGACUCAAGGCCCCAAGCAGGAGAUGAUCUAUGAUUUCUGGAGGAUGGUUUGGCAGGAGAACUGCUUCAGUAUUGUCAUGAUCACCAAGCUAGUGGAAGUGGGCAGGAUGAAGUGCUGCAAGUAUUGGCCCGAUGAGACAGAACUAUACGGUGACAUCAAGAUAACACUACUGAAGACUGAAACUCUGGCAGAGUAUACUGUGCGCACCUUUGCUAUGGAGAGGAGAGGUUACCCAGCCAAACAUGAGGUGUGCCAAUUCCACUUUACCUCAUGGCCUGAGCAUGGCGUUCCAUACCACGCCACUGGCCUGCUUUCUUUCCUGCGCAGGGUCAAGACUUCCACCCCCCCUGAUGCUGGUCCAGUGGUGGUCCACUGCAGUAUGGGAGCAGGCAGGACUGGCUGCUACAUCGUGCUAGAUGUCAUGCUGGAUAUGGCUGAGUGUGAAGGAGUAGUGGACAUCUACAACUGUGUUAAGACCUUGUGCUCCCGUCGUAUCAACAUGAUCCAGACCGAAGAGCAGUACGUGUUCAUCCAUGAUGCCAUCCUGGAGGCCUGUCUAUGCGGAGAAACCGCCAUCCCUGUCUCAGAGUUUUCCCUCACCUACAAGGAGCUGCUGAAAGUGGACUCUCAGAGCAACACAUCACAGCUCAGGGAGGAAUUUCAGACCCUGAACUCAGUGACUCCUCACCUGGAUGUGGAGGAGUGCAGCAUCUCUCUGAUGCCCAGGAAUCGGGAGAAAAACCGCAGCAUGGACGUCCUGCCGCCCGACCGCUCCUUGGCCUUUCUCGUCACCACAGACGGAGAAAGCAACAAUUACAUCAACGCUGCGCUUGCUGACAGCUUCCUGCAGCCAGCCACCUUCGUAGUGACGCCACACCCCCUGCCGGGGACCACCACUGACUUCUGGAGGCUUGUGUACGACUACGGCUGCACCUCUGUGGUGAUGCUCAACCAGCUCAACCAGUCCAACUCUGCCUGGCCCUGUCUGCAGUAUUGGCCAGAACCGGGGCUUCAGCAGUUUGGGCCUAUGACAGUGGAGCUUCUGUCCAGAACUGCUGACGACGAUGUUAUUAUCCGCCUCUUCCGGAUUCAGAACAUCACACGGCUUCAGGAAGGCCAGCUCGUGCUGCGUCACUUCCAGUUCUUGCGCUGGUCCCCAUACCGCGAUGUGCCAGACUCCAAAAAAGCCUUCCUUAGCCUUUUGGCUCAAGUACACAACUGGCAGAGGGAGUGUGGAGAGGGUCGUACCAUCGUCCACUGUCUGAAUGGUGGCGGUCGUAGCGGGACUUUCUGUGCCUGCACCAUGAUCCUGGAAAUGAUUCGUCACCACAGUAUGGUGGACGUAUUCUUUGCUGCCAAAACGCUGCGCAACUCUAAGCCAAACAUGGUGGAGACGAUGGAGCAGUACCGGUUCUGCUAUGACCUUGCCCAGGAGUACCUGGACUGUUUGGAAGUCAGAUAGCACCUAUCCCUGUAUUUUCACCUGUCCUAAAGGAAAAGGUCUGGAUGCUGGAUCCUGCAUCCUGGAUCUUUGCUCCUGCCUCCUUAGUCCUUACACACAGCUCUUGUUGUUGUCAUUACCUGGAUGAAACAUACCUAAAGGGUGAUUGAGAAGGUUCACUGGACCACUUGUAACAUACUACUAAUGAUGCCCUUUUUGCUUAACUUAAGUUUUAUGAUCCUGCCCCAUACUCUUCUGUGCCACUUUUCAUCUGCCAAACCAGACUGUAACAGGAGUGAAGUAGACUUUUAAGAACACUUUAAAGGCUGCCUGGCUCUGUGACUUCCUUCUCGCCGAACAGGAUUUAAAGAGCUCCACUAUAUCCUGCCUUACUAUGAACAAAUCCCGAAAGGGAAUUCCAGUUGUUCCAUCCACAGUGGGAAAUUUUAUGUUUGUUUGUAACACUGUAAAUGGUGCAAUCUGCUGUUAGUGAGCAUCCCAUGUCGUACUGUAAUAUAUUUGAACUUUAUUGUGGAUGAGGGUGACGAGAAAAUUAAACUGAGGGUGAUAAAGAAAAAAGGACAUGCUGUUUUUGAGGAUGUGUCUGGUCUAAUUUCUCUUUAUUUAUUCUUUCUGUAUAUAGAGUUUUGGCCCCUUCUAUUGGGUGUUUUUAGAUGUUCUCAAAGUCUUAUCAGUGUGCCAAUCCAUGAUCUCUGUGUCUAUAACGGGUUAGGAUUCAGAAUCUGCAUGCCCAAUCUUAAGUGUUUCAUUGCAGUGUGUGGCCCAAGUCUGCUUCUUGGUGGGUCGUGCAGCGUGAAUCUCUCCACAAAUCCUGAGAGACCGUCAGAAGAAUAACCACGUGUCUUUGUGAGAGUAUGGCAAAACAUGUUGCUUUCUAGAUUUGUAUUUAUUCAAUGUGUUUUAUUUUCUAAUCAGUGUAUAUAACAGGAAAAGAAAUAAAAUAUGCUGAUACUUACGAGUCAAUGCGUUUUGAGAUGGUUUUUGUACGUCUCACGUGCAAAGCUAG